Mus caroli (Ryukyu mouse) is the source of this 3937-nucleotide messenger RNA. RefSeq names its product leucine rich repeat and Ig domain containing 1 (gene Lingo1). The record is from RefSeq and is a predicted model, not a curated record. Gene Ontology annotation, molecular function: protein binding. Lineage: Eukaryota; Metazoa; Chordata; Mammalia; Rodentia; Muridae. Gene Ontology annotation, cellular component: plasma membrane.
ACAGCGGAGGAGCGGGAACGCCCGCGGGGUGUCCUCUGGGAGCAGCGGGGAACGUGAGGCGCGGUCGGCCCAGGAAGGGUCUCGCGGAGAGGUCGUUGUGGCAGCGGGGAACCUUGAUGAGCUCCCCAGGAGGGCGAGAACGCAAAGUGCAGAGUCGGGUGUGCAGCGGCGGGGGUGUGUGCGCGCCCCGGUGUGCGCGAGUGUGAGCGCACGGGCGGGUGGGAGCGCGCGUUAGGGAUUCUGCUGGCAUCGCAGCGUGGAGAGCAGGAGGCAGGAGCCGGGCGCGCAGGAGAGCGCGGGGGCUCUGCCGCGCACACGUCGUGCGCGCUCUCUUGUGCACAUACACUCUUUUGCACACACACACACACACACACACACACACACACACACACACACGCCCUUUCUGCUUCGUUGGUUGCUGCUGCCACCAUCUCGGAGCUGAGCCCUGCGGAGCGAGAACCCAAGCUGGAGCUGGGAUCGGAGGCGAGCCCAGCCUGGUGAUGCCGGCCCAGAGCAGAGCCCCGAGCGGACGGCUGGCUCUGAUGCCUCCUGUAUCCAUAGGUCCUGAGAUUCUGGUACCUAUGGGCAAAAAGGCCAACUGAACCAGGCCUAGGCUGAUUCCAGCCCAGCUGCACCCAGCACUACCCACUCACAGGAGUCCUGCUGGCGAGCUGUGAGCCUGGAGUGAGGCCUCAGAGAGGGAUCCUAAGGCAAUGUCCUGGUUCUUUUGAGUCUGUGGGCUGCAAAACUCUCAGGGCUCUGACCGGUCUGGCCUGACCAGUCUUGAGCGGAUUCCUGCCCCCACCUGGUUACAGAACCUCCUUGUGCUUCAGGACUCGGUCAAGCACUGGACCAGUCACGGAGUCACGUGAGCCUCCCUCUGGGAUCUGGCAUGAAGGAGAAAUGGAUUCUGGAUUUCCCACUCUGGCUUUCCCUGACUUCUCCAGAAUCUAAGAAGUAUCCUGAGGCAUCUCUUGCUCAACCUCAGCCCAGAAUCCCUGAGGAUCCAUCCAAAAACCCAACGACUUCAAGACCCAAAAGCUUCAAGCCCCUCUCCCUGGACACAGACUUGACAGAAGUGGCCAGUUCAUCAGGUGAGCGAGAGGAUGCUGGCAGGGGGUAUGAGAAGCAUGCCCAGCCCCCUCCUGGCCUGCUGGCAGCCCAUCCUCCUGCUGGUACUGGGCUCAGUGCUGUCAGGCUCUGCCACAGGCUGCCCGCCCCGCUGCGAGUGCUCAGCGCAGGACCGGGCCGUGCUCUGCCACCGCAAGCGCUUUGUGGCGGUGCCCGAGGGCAUCCCCACCGAGACUCGCCUGCUGGACCUGGGCAAAAACCGCAUCAAGACACUCAACCAGGACGAGUUUGCCAGCUUCCCACACCUGGAGGAGCUAGAACUCAAUGAAAACAUCGUGAGCGCUGUGGAGCCAGGCGCCUUCAACAACCUCUUCAACCUGAGGACUCUGGGGCUGCGCAGCAACCGCCUGAAGCUCAUCCCGCUGGGCGUCUUCACCGGCCUCAGCAACUUGACCAAGCUGGACAUCAGUGAGAACAAGAUCGUCAUCCUGCUAGACUACAUGUUCCAAGACCUAUACAACCUCAAGUCGCUGGAGGUCGGCGACAACGACCUCGUCUACAUCUCCCAUCGAGCCUUCAGCGGCCUCAACAGCCUGGAACAGCUGACGCUGGAGAAAUGCAAUCUGACCUCCAUCCCCACGGAGGCGCUCUCCCACCUGCACGGCCUCAUCGUCCUGCGGCUACGACAUCUCAACAUCAAUGCCAUCAGGGACUACUCCUUCAAGAGGCUGUACCGACUUAAGGUCUUAGAGAUCUCUCACUGGCCCUACCUGGACACCAUGACCCCCAACUGCCUCUACGGCCUCAACCUGACAUCCCUAUCCAUCACGCACUGCAACCUGACAGCCGUGCCCUAUCUGGCAGUGCGUCACCUGGUCUAUCUCCGUUUCCUCAACCUUUCCUACAACCCCAUCGGUACAAUCGAGGGCUCCAUGCUGCAUGAGCUGCUGCGGUUGCAGGAGAUCCAGCUGGUGGGCGGGCAGCUGGCCGUGGUGGAGCCCUAUGCCUUUCGUGGGCUCAACUACCUGCGUGUGCUCAAUGUCUCUGGCAACCAGCUGACCACCCUGGAGGAGUCAGCCUUCCAUUCGGUGGGCAACCUGGAGACGCUCAUCCUGGACUCCAACCCACUGGCCUGUGACUGCCGGCUGCUGUGGGUGUUCCGGCGCCGCUGGCGGCUCAACUUCAACAGGCAGCAGCCCACCUGCGCCACACCUGAGUUCGUCCAGGGCAAAGAGUUCAAGGACUUUCCGGAUGUGCUCCUACCCAACUACUUCACCUGCCGCCGGGCCCACAUCCGGGACCGCAAGGCACAGCAGGUGUUUGUAGAUGAGGGCCACACCGUGCAGUUUGUAUGCCGGGCAGAUGGCGACCCUCCACCAGCUAUCCUUUGGCUCUCACCCCGCAAGCACUUGGUCUCGGCCAAGAGCAAUGGGCGGCUCACAGUCUUCCCUGAUGGCACGCUGGAGGUGCGCUACGCCCAGGUACAGGACAACGGCACGUACCUGUGCAUCGCAGCCAAUGCUGGCGGCAACGACUCCAUGCCCGCCCACUUGCAUGUGCGCAGCUACUCGCCUGACUGGCCCCAUCAACCUAACAAGACCUUCGCCUUCAUCUCCAACCAGCCAGGCGAGGGAGAGGCCAACAGCACCCGCGCCACUGUGCCUUUCCCCUUCGACAUCAAGACGCUCAUCAUCGCAACCACCAUGGGCUUCAUCUCCUUCCUGGGCGUUGUCCUAUUCUGCCUGGUGCUGCUGUUUCUAUGGAGCCGGGGCAAAGGCAACACAAAGCACAACAUCGAAAUUGAGUAUGUGCCCCGGAAAUCGGACGCAGGCAUCAGCUCAGCUGAUGCACCCCGCAAGUUCAACAUGAAGAUGAUAUGAGAACGGGGCAGGGUGGGGGCGCAGGGACCCCCCACCCUCGGUGGAAACACUGGGCAGGGAAGGUGCCUGGCUGCUGCCUUCCCACCUCCUCCCUGCCCUCCUCACACACUCUCCCCCUCCCCACACUCGCCUCGCCCUCACCGCCUGCCCUCCUUCUACCAGGAUUUCAGAAGGCCAGGCCUGAGGACCCCACCUGCACAGGGGCCAGAGUUGACAAAGCCGACGAACCAACACGCGGCAGAGUCAAUAAUUCAAUUAAAAAAAAAGUUACAAACUUCCUCUGUAACUUGGGUUUCAAUAAUUAAUGGAUUUUUAUGAAAACUUGAAAUAAUAAAAAGAAAAAACUAUUUCCUAUAGCUAGUCGGAAUGCAAACUUUUGACGUCCUGAUGGCUCCAGGGCCUUCUUCCAACUCAGUUUCUUGUUUUUCUCUUCCUCCUCCUCCUCUUCCUCCUCUCUCUUCUCUUCCCCUGUGGGGAGGGAUCACUCAGGAAAACAGGGAAGGAGAUUCCAGCCCCACCCUCUGGCCCACUCUGCUGGGCGCCAUUUGGAGCCAUGGGUGGCAGCUCAGCUCCAGGCCCAGCUCCAGCUGUUUUUUUGGCAGGAAGUAGGGGAGGGGAUAGGACUGCCCAGGGGGGAUGGGGUUUGUCUGCUGGAUGUCAGGCAGCACUACCAAGAGGAGGUGGGGGCCAGGCUCGGGUGUGGCUGAAACUGGGAUGGGCUGGGGUCCUCCUGGGGAACAGCACGGUCAGUGGAAAGAGUCAGGAGCCAGAGGCAGGCCGAUUCCUCUCCUCUGGUCCCAGCUCUGCUGCUCACUGUUGUGUGACCUCAAGCAGGUCGCUGGCCCCUCUUGGGCCUCAGUCUCCACAUCUGUACAAAUGGGAACAUUUAUCCCUGCCCUGCCUACCUCACAGGGCUGUUGUGAGGAACUGAUGAGAUGAUGUAUGUGAAACACUUUGUAAUCUGUAAAGCGCUGUGCACAUGUGUG